This is a messenger RNA of Talaromyces amestolkiae, 1527 nucleotides long. RefSeq lists its product as uncharacterized. The transcript is spliced from 3 exons. NCBI's taxonomy places the organism in Eukaryota, Fungi, Ascomycota, Eurotiomycetes, Eurotiales, Trichocomaceae. Gene Ontology annotation, biological process: transmembrane transport. The record is from RefSeq and is a predicted model, not a curated record. Bases 1 to 1527 code for a protein of 508 amino acids. Gene Ontology annotation, molecular function: transmembrane transporter activity. Gene Ontology annotation, cellular component: membrane.
AUGUCCGUCCACGAGACAACAGCAGACGUCGAAAAUGAAGCAGUCGACAACAAAAAUGCUCGAGUACUCUCAACAACGAACGAGUCCACGGCUCUGGGACUUAAGCACUCGUUCCCGGAGACUGCUCGAGUGAUCGACCAUGAAGCCGAGCGUGCCUUGUGUCGCAAAUUCGAUUUUCGGUUGUUGCCUAUAUUGGCUUUUAUGUAUCUCUGCAAUGCUCUCGACAAAGGAAAUCUUGGUAACGCAAAGACGGAUGGAAUGGACAAAGACCUGGGCAUGACUGGCAGCCAGUACAAUCUACUACUCUCCAUCUUCUUCGUCCCCUUCGUCAUAUUCGCACCACCAAUUGCCAUGCUUGCGAAACGAUUUAGCCCAGCCAAAGUCAUCGCGUGUAUGAUGUUCAGCUUCGGUUCAUUUACACUGCUGUCUGCUUCUGUAUCCAACUACUCCGGCCUGUUUGCCCUACGAUGGUUCUUGGGUAUGUCCGAAGCCGCGUUUUUCCCGUUGGUUAUCUACUAUCAGACCACUUUCUAUCGCCGUGGAGAGCUUGCGCGACGUCUCGCUAUCUUCUAUGCGGCGUCAAACAUUGCCAAUGCUUUUUCCGGACUACUUGCCUUUGGCGUCUUCCAAAUCAAGAACCCAACUCUUCAAGGAUGGAAAUAUCUGUUUCUGAUCGAAGGCGCAUUCACUGUGUGCUUCUCAGCAUUCGCAUUCUUCUACCUGCCAGCAAGCCCUCAGCAGGCGCGCUUCUUGUCCGAGGAAGAGAAACAACUCGCCUUUUACCGUAUCCAAGUCGAUUCUUCUGCCGUAGUCAAUGAAGAAUUCAACCUACGACAUGCACUCCGUAUCCUCCAGAGACCUACCAGCUAUGCAUUCUUGGCUAUCGAAAUCUGUCUCGGUGUCCCGUUGCAAGGCGUAGCAUUGUUUUUACCUCAAAUUGUCGCCCGUCUGGGCUACUCCACCGUCAAGACAAAUCUGUACACAGUCGCGCCAAACGUAACCGGCGCCGUCAUGUUACUCGUCCUCGCAUUCUCAUCUGACGCCGCUCGUCUGCGGUCACCAUUCAUCGUGUUAGGAUUUAUCUUUACACUGAUCGGAUUUGUCAUAUAUGCAGCUAUCAACGACGUCACCGCUCAGAUUCAUCUGGCUUAUUACGCCUGUUUCAUGAUGACUUGGGGCACUUCCGCGCCGUCCGUGCUGCUGAGUACGUGGUAUAACAACAACAUCGCCGAUGAGGGACAGCGUGUGUUAUUGACUAGUAUCGGUGUCCCACUUGCGAAUCUCAUGGGCCUUGUAUCGAGUAACGUGUUUCGCUCGCAGGAUGCGCCAAAGUAUCAGCCUGCGCUAGUCACGGUGGCUUGCUUUGGUGGGGCUGGUGCUCUGAUUACGGCUUGUUUGGGAGUGUAUAUGUGGUAUGAUAAUAUGCGACGUAACCGGAGGGCUGGAAGGAAGAUUGAUGCUCGCGACGUGCCGACGGAGCGCUUGUGGGAUGGACCUAAGAUGGAAGACUUCAGGUGGUUCUUGUAG